This is a messenger RNA of Diospyros lotus (date-plum), 1008 nucleotides long. RefSeq lists its product as uncharacterized. Bases 1 to 1008 code for a protein of 335 amino acids. The transcript is spliced from 2 exons. The record is from RefSeq and is a predicted model, not a curated record. Lineage: Eukaryota; Viridiplantae; Streptophyta; Magnoliopsida; Ericales; Ebenaceae.
AUGGCUGAACAACAAACUAUAAAAUUUACUUAUGUUCAUACUCAUCGAAUAUUACCGCCCGGAAUGCGAGUUACUACUCAUUGUGGGAUCAAACACCUUGAGGCGAUGCGUCGUGCUCUAGACCGAUACAAGUUAUUAGAUAGAUUCCUACAGGGCCCAUUAGGACAUUUCUUAAAGAUGCCUUUGUCUCUCCAUUUGACUGCACCACAAUUGAUAUAUCAUGUUCUACUUAGGGAGGUGACAUUUCCAGGUGCCCACCACGAUGAGAUGUGGUUCGAGAUUGGUGGCACACCAUAUAGGUACGGGAGGCAGGAGUUCAUACUUAUUAGUGGACUCCGAUUUGGGGCUAUUGAUAGGGAAAGCCUUGAACCGAAACCUAUUGAGCCGGAGAGUUUACGUAAUCGACUAUUUCCACAACAUAAGAAGGGGGUGACUGGAGACGACCUUGAAUUACUUAUUAGUACCAGAGAGGACAUGGUUUCAGAGGAUGCCCUGAAACUGAUUUACAUUGCUGUGGUCGAUAUGUUUUUGUUGGGCCAGGAUGAGCGCGGGCAUGUGGAUGAUUUCUUGUGGACUAUGGCUGAGGAUUUACAAGCAUUUGAGAUGUUCCCUUGGGGCACGUAUGUCUACAGUAAGAGUCAACAUUACAUCCGAUUGGCCACGAAAGAAAGAAAAUUGACUGGUGAAGGUGGGAAGAAAAUCAACCUUUAUGGUUUUGUAUGGGCGUUUCAAGCACGAGGAUCGAGUCAGACUCUUGAGCCCACUGAUGAUGAGCGGGAAAUGAAUUUUUGGAGAUCUUUUAACCCUCAACACUCGGUUGGGGUCGAUGUCUAUAAAUUUGGGGGCGGAGGGGGUGAAAAGGAGGAAGAGAAUGGCGGGGAUGAGGAUAAGGCGAGUAGGAUACAUUUAGAUGAGAAGGGAAAGGAAGAGAAUGGGGAGGAGAAGGAUAAGGAGAAGGCAAGAUUCCCUUAUAGUUCGCACCACGGACAAUACGAGGUAGGGAUAUGA